Molecule: messenger RNA, 1723 nt
Organism: Camellia sinensis
Lineage: Eukaryota; Viridiplantae; Streptophyta; Magnoliopsida; Ericales; Theaceae
Source: RefSeq, a predicted model, not a curated record
CAGCUCAUCUAUAAAAGCCCAUCAAGAUAUAUGAGAAGAAGAAGAAGAAGAAGAAGAAGAAGUAGUAGUAGUAGAAGUUAUGGAAGCAGCCAAUCUCAUCAUCUCAUCAUCAUCAUCCCCAAUUAAUGCAAAACCAGUUAUAGAGAUAACUCAAGAAGAAGAAGCCAAACACGGUCUUGCGGGAUUCGGCCGCGCAUGUUUCCCUGACAAUUUUAUAUUUGGGACAGCUUCAGCUGCGUACCAGUAUGAAGGUGCAGCAAAUGAAGGAGGUAGAGGCCCGAGUAUAUGGGAUACAUUCACGCAUCAACGGCCUGGUAAAAUUAGCGAUGGCAGUAAUGCAGACGUGGGCAUUGAUUUUUAUCAUCAGUUCAAGAGAAAAACCCUAAAGCAUAACCUAUUUCCUCCGAAUGUGAAAUACAACAGAGAGAGACCAAAAUUACCUCGUGAAGGGAACAACCAAGGGAGUGACUUCUGUGACUAUGCGGAGCUUUGCUUUUGGGAAUUUGGAGAUAGGGUGAAACAUUGGAUUACAUUAAAUGAGCCAGUGACCUUCAGCCAAAACGGGUAUGUUACGGGUAUCCAUGCGCCGGGUCGAGGUUCUUCUUCCUCCUUGGAGCCUAUGAAUGGAGAUCCUGCAACUGAACCUUAUUUGGUAUCACACAACCUACUUCUUGCUCAUGCUGUUGCUGUCCAAUUAUAUAGACAAAAGUUUCAGGAAUGUCAAAAGGGUGUGAUUGGGAUAACGCUUCUCUCACACUGGAUGGUGCCUCAAUCUAAUUCGAGUUCUGAUUGCAAUGCUGCUCAAAGAGCCCUUGAUUUCAUGUUUGGUUGGUACAUGGAACCGCUAACAAGGGGUGAUUAUCCCGGUAGCAUGAGAAAAAUUGUAAGAAACAGGCUGCCGGAGUUCACAGAAACAGAAUCAGAGAUGGUGAAAGGAUCAUUUGAUUUCAUAGGAAUAAAUUACUAUACGGCCAAUUAUGUAGCAGAUGCCUCUUCUUCAUCAUCACUAGCAUCACACUACUCUACCACUGGAAAAUUAAGUUAUGCCACAGACCCUAUGGUUCACUACUCAACUGAACAGAAUGGAGUUUCCAUUGGUCCAAAGGCUAAUUCAUAUUGGCUCCAUGUACAUCCACAAGGGUUUUAUGAUCUUUUGGUCUACACAAAGGAAAAGUAUAACAAUCCCCUUAUUUACAUUACAGAAAAUGGAGUUGAUGAGCUGAAUGAUGAGAAACUAACGAUUAAGGAAGCUCGCGUGGACAAGUUGAGGCUAAGCUACCACCUCCAUCAUCUUCGUUACCUCCUUGAUGCUAUUCGUGAUGGGGUGAAUGUAAAGGGAUAUUUUCAAUGGUCAUUGUUGGACAAUUUCGAAUGGAACGAGGGCUUCAGCUCGAGAUUCGGGAUGAUUUAUGUUGAUUACAAGGAUAGGUACUUGACGAGGUACCCUAAGGAAUCAGCUCUAUGGUUCAUGAAUUUUCUUAAAAAAGAUGCCUAAAACUCUCGACCAAUCAUAUCGAUUAUGAUAUAUAAAAUAAUAAAUAAAACAUGUAAACAAAUGUAAUAAUCGAAACUUAUUCAGUGAAAUGUGAGAUAAAUAAGUCAAUAAUUUAAAAUCUAACUCUCCUCUUUUAGGUUGAGAGCUUAUAAUUUGGAUAGGGAGGGCUACCCCAUUGUGUGGCUCAUUUUAGAAUCCGAUUAAUAAAAAUUGAAAUUUCCUUUUCUA